Molecule: messenger RNA, 1287 nt
Organism: Heterostelium album PN500
Lineage: Eukaryota; Evosea; Eumycetozoa; Acytosteliales; Acytosteliaceae
Exons: 2
Coding region: 1-1287 (428 amino acids)
Source: RefSeq, a predicted model, not a curated record
AUGGGAGAUGAUUUUAAUAGACCGAUCGAGAGAGGAACACUACCCGAUACUCUGACUUUGUUGGAUUUGGGCUUGAAGUUCAAUCAGGUGCUGGAGCCUCAUUCGUUGCCAUCGUCCAUUCAAGUAUUAAAGUUGGGAUUAGACUACAAUCGACCGAUUUUACCAAAUGUAAUUCCCUCUGGUGUUAAGGGGUUUAAACUAUCGGAUUACUUUGACCAAAGCAUUCAGGUUGGUACACUUCCAAGUACAAUCACUCAUUUCUAUUUCGGUGACAAUGCAGGCUCGCUUCCACAAAAUCUAAAGCAUCUGGUGUUUGGUUCACACUUUGAUCAACCUAUUGCCAAUGUCAUACCGGAUUCUACCACACACAUCACAUUUGGCUAUUAUUUCAAUCGACAUUUAUAUCCCUAUGAUAUUCCAGAGUCUGUUCUCAGUAUCACUUUUAGCCACAACUUUAAUCAAUCGUUGCCACUCAACACCAUACCCUCAAAGGUUACCGAGAUCAAGUUUGGAUCCAACUUUAACCAAGUGUUGAUUCCAAACUCAUUGCCAAACACUCUGGAAUCGCUAUGUUUCGGAGAGCUAUUUAAUCAACAGUUACAUGCGGGUCAGCUUCCAAACUCUAUAACAUCGUUGACUUUUGGAUCAAACUUUGAUCAAACGCUGCAUCCAUCGGUCUUACCAGCAUCAUUAAAAACAUUGGUGUUUGGUAACAACUUUAAUAGUCCACUAAAGAAAGGGUCACUGCCCAUGGGACUGGUCCAGCUUUCCUUUGGUACCAACUUUAAUCAACCGAUAAGACAAGGUGUACUACCAGAGAGUUUGGAGCGUAUAUUGUUUGGCGAUGGAUUCAAUCAAAAGAUCGAUGGUAUCCUACCGGAAUCAUUGACACAGCUAUCGUUUGGUUUCGAUUUCAAUCAACCUAUAGCCAGAUUGCCGAACAAGUUGGUGUCGAUAUCGUUUGGCGGUAGCUUUAUAAAGACUAUUCCGAGCGGUGUUCUUUGUCCAUCGAUCACCAGUCUAAUUGUAUCACCACAGUUCUUUGAUUUCAAUCCACUGGAAUCACUACCGAUAACCGUUACAAACAUAUUGGUAUCACUUCAAAUAGAUUAUGUAAACAUAAGGAGAUUCAGUGCGAAUGAAACAUUGGCAUUGACAUCACGAUUCAUAGGUGGUUUUGUUAAUACAUCAAAGUUGAAACGUUUACUUUUACAAGAGGAAGAUUCAAAUAAUCCAUAUGAAUAUUUUGAUAAUAGUAAUACAAAUUAUGAUUGUGAUGAUUAUUAA